Messenger RNA from Pygocentrus nattereri (red-bellied piranha), 2498 nucleotides. RefSeq names its product mesoderm induction early response 1a, transcriptional regulator (gene mier1a). The transcript is spliced from 13 exons. Gene Ontology annotation, molecular function: histone deacetylase binding; transcription corepressor activity. Lineage: Eukaryota; Metazoa; Chordata; Actinopteri; Characiformes; Serrasalmidae. Bases 157 to 1443 code for a protein of 428 amino acids. Gene Ontology annotation, cellular component: nucleoplasm. The record is from RefSeq and is a predicted model, not a curated record. Gene Ontology annotation, biological process: negative regulation of transcription by RNA polymerase II.
GGCGGAGGUAAGAAACAAAGAUGAGCAGCUGUGGCAGUAAAACAGGAGAAACCGCGUCGUGCUGCUGCGCUUUCUCAGCUUUCCUUCAGCGGUGCCAGUACACAAGGGGAUUCAGCCGUUCAGGACGAGGAUGGUGACUUCGAGCCGACUGCAGACAUGCUUGUUCAUGACUUUGAUGACGAGCAGACGCUGGAGGAGGAGGAGAUGCUGCAAGGAGAGACCAACUUCAGUGCAGAGAUAGACGACCUCACUCGAGAAGGAGAGAUGCCUCUUCACGAGCUUCUAAAGAUGUAUGGUUAUGAAGGAGAUUCGGCAGAAGAAGAAGAUGAAGGAACAGAAGAGCAGGAAAUUUCAGAGAAGGAUCAAAGCAGCACCGCUCAACAAAAAUUCAAGGCAAGCAAAGGGGACAGAGAGUCAUGUGACCAAGUGGAGGAUACCUUAUCAUCCAGUGAUGAGUCUGCUCAAAACAGAAGGACACACGGCACAGCUCAGCUUCUCUGUCCUGAGCCAUGCAGCUAUUCUGACAGUAACUUUGCUGAUGAGUCUGAAGAUGAGGAAUAUAUUCCAUCUGAGGAGUGGAAAAAGGAGGUUAAAGUUGGACCAAUGUACCAGGCUGAGACACCUACUGGGCUGUGCAAAUAUGAAGACAACGAAAAGGUGUAUGAGAAUGAUGAUCAGCUUUUGUGGAAUCCGAGGUUGCUGCCAGAGAACGAGGUGGUGGAUUAUUUAGCUGAAGCUUCUAAACGCAGUGGGGAGGAGAUCAGUGGAGAGGCCCUCCCAAAGAGGCCUCCUAUUAAGGACAAUGAGCAGGCUCUCUAUGAGUUGGUGAAAUGCAACUUUAACAAGGAAGAAGCUUUAAAUAGACUGAAGUUCAGCAUAAAGCCUGCUAAAGAGGACCUGUCAUUUUGGACGGAGGAGGAAAAUCGAGAUUUUGAACAAGUUGAAGCAUGUGAAAAGGAUAACUCUGUAGAAGCCAACAAGAUCAAACUCUGGAAUAGAAAAGCCAGUCUUCAUCCUGAUGUCAUGCACGUCACAGGCCGGGUGUUGAGUGAGACGGAGAACGCUGAGGUCAGACAAACUAUUGGUCAUCCUGUUGCUUCCAGCUGUGGCGGUGGCCAGCUGGAAACUGAAAACAGUCUCACCACACACAAAGAUGCUGAUUUCCGUUCUACUGAGCAACUCCUUGCCUGUGUUAGUGACCACACAGGUGACCGUAGCAACACAAAUGGCUCCUCACAUGGUUUAGAUCAUACCACAUCAGACACAAUGUUCCAUUCCAGCCCUAAACCAGACAACAGCAGUCCAAGCAGAGAACCUGUAAGUCGUUUGGUCAGACAGAGAGAGGAUGAGGAGGGCUCAGAGAGCCCCUUGAAAAGACAGAAGACUGAAGUGGAUCUUCUUAUGAAAGCAGCUGUCUCAGGCAGCAGGAUGGAGACAGUUUAACACCAGCAGUAACACUCCAAGAAAAUAUAGAAGGUACAGAUUUGGCUGAAUUUCAGGGAUUCAAUUUGUAAAACAAAAAAAAAAGAAAAAAUCAAAUCUAAGCUUUCUGUGGCUGUGCUGAUCUAAUUCAUACCCCAAAGUGACAUAAUUUAGCAACCAAAAGGUUCUUGUAAGCUUUCUUUGUCAUUUAUUUCUAUCUAGGAGCCCAAGGUAUCAGAGUUCAUUUAUUAUGAGCUAAAAUGUAAAGCACUGUAUCUAGUAAUGCACAUUAGAUUUGUAACUAGAUUACAAAAUCACAACUACUAAAAUAACAAGCUCUGUGAAGUGAUAAAAGUGGCAGCUUUAGCAAAAUGUAAUUUAGAAUUUCAUUUCUUUUAAAAUGAAUACAAGGAGAAGAGUGUGAUAAGGAAACAAAAGAAAACCUCAUUACCCAUUUUUUCUAUGAAAAAAUUCUCAUUACUGAUUUAAACGAUUUUGUAUUCAACAUAAUGAAGCAUAUCAGUUUUAGUUCUGACUGCCCCUCCGCUCCUCCAGUCUAGUUUUGGAAUUUAUAUUUGAGCAUGUGGAGACGUCCUUUUAACACUAUUACUGCUAAAAGGUUUUGUAAGAAAAUAUGUUCAUAUUUUUGUAUUUGAUAGCUAUUUAUAUUUUUAUACAACAGUGGCUGAACAUGAGUUUGGUGCAGAAGGUAUAUUUGUUUCUCUUUACGGGCAGCGUAAGACUGAAUAGUGCUAUUUAUUUCCUGUGACUGUCUGUCUCAGCACUAUUGCUUCAGCCACAUCUUAUUUUUUAAGGUUUAUAGAAUAAUACCAUGUUUGAAGGAUCUUUUUAACAUAAUGCGAGUUGUGUAAACUUUUAUCAUAGUGCUGGUAGGUUGUUUUAUCAUUCUUAUAAAAUUUUAUUUUUCUCUACAGUCUUUUACUAGUAAAUGAAUGUUCAGUAUUUUUCUUUUGGUCUUUUGUCUACUUGCCACAUUUCAUUUGUGAACACUGUAAGCUGAAUAAAGUAGUUAAUUAUUUCUUUGUAAUCUGAACCAAGUAAAGCCUCACACACCA